Molecule: messenger RNA, 1654 nt
Organism: Ostrinia furnacalis (Asian corn borer)
Lineage: Eukaryota; Metazoa; Arthropoda; Insecta; Lepidoptera; Crambidae
Product: trichohyalin
Exons: 11
Coding region: 29-1654 (541 amino acids)
Cellular component (GO): axonemal microtubule
Source: RefSeq, a predicted model, not a curated record
GUGGUGCUGUUUUCUAGAAAAAGCAGCCAUGCCGUUGGUCCUUUCCAAGGACGAGUUCCGUCGCAUCGAGCGCUGGACGGACGAAAACAAGGAGGACCCGGACGUGGCGCGGCGGCGGGAAUACGUGCGGUACCUGGACGCCACCAGCCAGGCCAUGACCAAGCACUGGCCCAACUCCUUGGAGAACGUGAACAAACGCAACGAGGAGUUGAGACGGGCGCGUCUCGAAGCGGCCGAGCAGGCCAACAGCAAGUUUUACAAGCGCUACAUCAAGCGCAAGCAGGAGGAGCAGGAGCGGCUCAUGUUCAGCGCAAGGGACACAGUCUUCAAGAAUAAGGACGCGCCCAAGCUGCUUCUCAGUGCGGUGAUCGAGACAGUGAUCCAAAAGGAACGUUCCGAGCAGCUGAAGUUCUUGGAGGAGCAGCGACGACUUGAAGCAGAACAGAAGCGGCGCGACGACGACGACAUCAUCCAGCGAGCUAAAGACUGGCACGCGCUCAUGGCGCUCAAACGACAGCGCCGCUUCGACGCCAACAAGCGCUACCAGAAGGAGAUAUCCGACCAAGCACGCGAGGUCGCCGAACGCAAUCGAAGCGAGUACGAAACGGAGUUGAAUCUGCAGAAGCUCGACAACAUCAAGGCCAACGAGGAGAUGGCCGCCAUCAAGAAGUUCGAGGAGGACUUUAAAGCCGCAGAAAAGAACCGCAUCUGGUCGGACAUGCAGCGGUCUCGCCAGGAGAACGAGCAGCGCCGCCGGGAGCAGGCCGCCCGGGACAACAUGGACGACCGCCUCAUCGACGUCUUACUACGUUCCCGGGCCAGAGUCGAGCAGAAGCGGAAGCAGACUGAGAAGGACGUAAAAGAAGAGAAGUUGCGUGUUCUCGAGAAGAUAAGCCAGAAGCUGGAGUCGGGCGACGCGGCGCGCGAAGCCAAGGACCUGGCCAUCCUCAACAAGGCCAUCAAGGAGAAGGAGGCCAUUGCGGAAGCGCGUCGCGUAGCUGACGAGCGCAAACAGCAAGCGUUCCGUGACGAGCGCGUGGCGCAGCGCCAGCGCUUCCUGCGCGACGAGGCGCAGCGCCUCAAGGACUUCAACACCGUGCGCCAGUGGGAGAUCAUGAACAGAUUCAAGAAUGCGGAGUUGUACGAUGACUUCCAGGAAAACCUACGCAAAGAGAAGGAACGCAAGAUUCAAGAGUAUAGGGCGGACAUAUUGCGGCUCUGGAAAGAGCGCGACGACCGCGAAGCGCGCGAGCGAGCGGAGACGCGCUACUUCUACGGCGAACUAGCCGAGAAGAAGCUGCGAGAUGCCGACAAUAAGCUGCUGACGCAUGCUGCGGCGCUCGUGGAGGAAGCAGAAGCGCACGACCGCCCGCCCUUGGCGCUGCACAGGGCCGUCGAUCGCUACUGCAAGCUAUACCGGCUAUACCCGAUGCCGGACCUACCCUCAUCCAUGCAAGAGCACUUCAUGCGGUACGCGCCGUGGGACGGCUCGCGGCCUGACGCCGGGUAUCAAGCGCCCGCGCCGCCGCCACCUGAUCGAGGGCCUGACGCGCCCGAUGAGGAAGAGACUGAGGGGACGGCAGGGACUGACGUGGCUGAUAAGGAGCCAGCGCCGGGCAGGAGGGACGGGCUGCAGCAAGCUCAAGGGCAGUAA